GGGUCAGGCGAUUGACAUCGAGCAAUAGGCAACAACGAUGGCGACGAUGUCAGCGUCGACUUGUAGACUCGCGCAGAACGAUAGGUUUCCCGCAAGAUCCAGCCUCCGGGUUACCUUUUCUCCACGAUCAACUUUCUUCACGCUUCGUCUGCCAAGCCCUCUCCUCGACCAACUACGAAAUAGUCACAAUCUCACAACAAGACCUCGAACAUGGACCAGGAUGAAUGUUUCGAAGCCAACACCCAGACGAAAUUCGGAUUACGUCUAGGAGGGCUGUUUGUGGUACUGGUGACGAGUUUCGUAGGGACGUUGGCACCGAUCGUGUUGAAGAAGAGGAAAUGGUGUCCGUUGGCCUUUUUCGAAUUCGCAAAGUAUUUCGGAUCAGGAGUGAUCAUCUCUACGGCUUUCGUCCACCUGCUAGCACCCGCUUUCGACCUCCUCUCUUCGCCUUGCCUUGGGGGAGCAUGGGCGAACUACAACUGGGCAUCCGCCAUAGCCAUGCUAGCCGUCUAUUUCAUCUUUUUCGUCGAGUUCGCCGCUUAUCGCGUAGGGACGAGUAGGAUGAGGAGGUUGAAGAUGAGGAGGGUGGUCGAGGUGGAUGGGAGGGCUGGCGUUGGGGGUGAAGGUGGAGGUGAAAGUGGGGAGUUGGAAGUAGAUGCGUUGGGCCACCGCCUGUCCCGACGCACUUCCAACCUUCCGGUCAGACUCGACGAGGAAGCUCACACUCAUUCCACCGCCACCGCCCUGCCUCUAACACUAAGCCUAGGCCUGGGCAAUUUGGAAGCGGCUAAAUCUACAGAGACCCUGGAGACUGCGGAUUUCACGGCGGACGUCACACCGGAAUACGAUACGACGACGACGGACGGGGUGGCCCAGUUGAUCGCGGUGGGGAUCUUGGAGUUUGGGGUGAUCAUGCAUUCGGUGUUUAUAGGGUUGACGCUGGUCGUCAAUGAGGAGUUUACGACGUUGUUCGUGGUCAUCGUCUUUCAUCAAAUGUUUGAAGGACUCGGAGUCGGGUCGAGGUUGUCGGCGUUACGACUCCCGCCCAACUUGCGCUGGACACCGUAUUUCGCUUCGUUCCUCUAUUCGAUCACCACACCUAUCGGGAUGGCCAUCGGAUUGGGGCUCAGUUCGAGCUAUAAUCGCCGGAGUCAGACGACGAUGGCUGUCGAGGGCGUUCUACAUGCAUUGAGCGCGGGCAUCUUGCUAUAUACCGGGCUCGUCGAGCUGCUCGCACACGAGAUCCUGUUCAACCCAAAGAUGACCUCGGCGAGCGUGGGCAAGGUGACGUACAUCUUUACGUGCAUCUUGGUAGGGAGCGGGAUCAUGGCUCUGAUAGGGUACUGGGCAUGAAAAGCCAGUGCGGGGACUCGUACUACAACUGUAUCUCUCUAUACACAUCGGCAUGGAUAUUAUAAACAUUAGGAAGAA
Molecule: messenger RNA, 1431 nt
Organism: Filobasidium floriforme
Lineage: Eukaryota; Fungi; Basidiomycota; Tremellomycetes; Filobasidiales; Filobasidiaceae
Product: putative low-affinity zinc ion transporter
Exons: 8
Coding region: 211-1353 (380 amino acids)
Biological process (GO): zinc ion transmembrane transport
Cellular component (GO): plasma membrane
Molecular function (GO): zinc ion transmembrane transporter activity
Source: RefSeq, a predicted model, not a curated record